AUGGCGUUCCUGACUCCCUACACCAACACUUACUUUCGCACUGAUAGCGUGAGGAAAUACAAGCCCAGUCCGGAGGUCUAUUCUAGCCUCUUCCAAUCGUGCGUAGAAUAUGUCGAGGAUCCGACAGAUAUAUGGCUCGCGAGCGGGUACAAACUGAUCUCGUUGAAGAACCCCUUUGAUGUCACUGGCGCGCACAACGCCGGUCUCAAUGCGAUUUGGGUGGAUCGUGUGGGUAAAGGCUGGACCGACAGGCUCUUCAACGAGACCACCCUGGGGCCGACUAAUAUAGCGAAGAGUCUCGAGGAUAUCCCAGGAUAUUUCUGA
This is a messenger RNA of Heterobasidion irregulare TC 32-1, 324 nucleotides long. RefSeq lists its product as uncharacterized. Bases 1 to 324 code for a protein of 107 amino acids. The transcript is spliced from 2 exons. The record is from RefSeq and is a predicted model, not a curated record. NCBI's taxonomy places the organism in Eukaryota, Fungi, Basidiomycota, Agaricomycetes, Russulales, Bondarzewiaceae.